ACAUCUCUCUGCGUUAUCGCACUGCACUAAUCUGUGUUUUGUUUUUCCCAACAGCGCUGUAAAUGCUGACGGACGCGUGCGCGCGACUGUAAUCGAUUCGCUGUGACAUGUGACCGCGUAACCCGCUCACAUGAGCUUAAAGUUUGUAAAGUCCACCGAUCCGCAGCCCGCUGCUGAGUGCUGACACACGAGCCAUGGCGAGUGGCGACAGCGGACAGACUGUGGUUCUGAUCACCGGCUGCUCCUCUGGGAUCGGACUGCGAAUCGCCGUGCUGCUGGCCCGAGACGACCGGAAGCGUUACCAUGUUAUUGCCACUAUGAGAGACCUGAGAAAGAAAGACCGGCUGGUUGCGGCGGCGGGCGACGCAUACGAAAAGACAUUGACGCUUUUGCCUUUGGAUGUGUGUAGUGAUGACUCUGUCAGACAGUGCGUCAACAGCGUGAAGGACCGACACAUUGACGUUCUCAUUAAUAAUGCCGGAGUGGGUUUGCUGGGCCCUGUGGAGAGCAUCUCUGUCGAUGAAAUGAAGAAAGUAUUCGACACCAACUUCUUCGGUACCGUGCGCAUGAUAAAAGAGGUCAUGCCGGACAUGAAGAAGAGGCGGAGCGGGCACAUCAUCGUCAUGAGCAGCGUGAUGGGCCUGCAGGGUGUGGUUUUCAAUGACGUCUACACAGCCUCCAAGUUUGCCAUAGAGGGCUUCUGUGAGAGCCUGGCAGUGCAGCUGCUGAAGUUUAAUGUGAAACUGUCUCUGAUAGAGCCGGGACCAGUGCACACAGAGUUUGAGACAAAGAUGAUGGAAGACGUGGCCAAGAUGGAAUAUCCUGGAGCAGAUGAGGAAACUGUCCGAUACUUCAAGGAAGUUUACUUGCCAUCCUGUAUUGAUAUCUUUGGGGCAAUGGGCCAAACUCCUGAGGACGUUGCUAAAUGCACGAAGAAAGUCAUCGAGUCCAGUCGACCCCGCUUCCGCAAUCUGACCAACAGCCUCUACACACCCAUCGUGGCCAUGAAGUACGCAGAUGAGACCGGUGGACUUUCAGUGCACACCUUUUACAAUCUACUGUUUAACUUUGGCUCGCUUAUGCACUUUACCAUGAGCAUCCUUAAGUGCCUGACCUGCAGCUGCCUGCGCAGACGCACCGUUUCUCCUGACUGAAGAGGGCAGCAGUGAGACACACUUCCCUUUAGAUAUUGAUGAUACACUCCUAAAAAAUAAAGGUGAUGAAAAGACAAAAAUAUAUAACUUGUGUGCAACAGUGGAACCAUACAGCAAAGAUAUGAAACUUUAUUUUUAAGAGUAGAAUCCUCAGUUCAUCUACAUUUAAAUGAGUUACUGUUAGAGGAAAUGUGACUUUGUUCUAAGUUAUUAUUGUGUGAAUUACAAAACACUGUUGCAUAUGCAAUAAAAACUGCAACAUGCAAUCAAAUAGUAAAUCAAAUAUUUAAUUUUAACAGGCAAGAUUCAACUAAAUGUUCGGUGCAUGUGAUGCUUGUGAUGUGACAAACAAUCUCAUAACUGCCUUUGUAUGUACUAAAGAUUUAAAAAAGAGGUUUAUCGUAACCUUAAAGGAAUAGUUCACCCAAACAUUUAUUAACAAUCUCAAUCUGAUCUCAUAUAUAUAAGUUGAACACAGACAAUUUUAUAGUAAAAUGCUGUCAUGUUAUUUUUUAUAUGUGGCUUUUUGGAGCUCAACCAUAAUGAGAAGAACACAUGACUGCAUAUACAUCUGGGAUAUUUGGGUUAACUAUUCUUUCGAAUGACUUUAUGAAGAUUCUUUCCUUUUAUGUUGUUGUUAACUUGAACAUUUAGGUAGUUAUAAAGCCAUAUUUGAAAAGAUGUAUCCUAAAUAAUAAUGUUAUUUGAUCAGAUUGAUCCGACAUGAAAACAUAUUAAAAUGUAGUAAGAA
Molecule: messenger RNA, 1905 nt
Organism: Misgurnus anguillicaudatus (oriental weatherfish)
Lineage: Eukaryota; Metazoa; Chordata; Actinopteri; Cypriniformes; Cobitidae
Gene: rdh8a
Product: retinol dehydrogenase 8a
Biological process (GO): retinol metabolic process; estrogen biosynthetic process
Cellular component (GO): cytosol; cytoplasm
Molecular function (GO): estradiol 17-beta-dehydrogenase [NAD(P)+] activity; all-trans-retinol dehydrogenase (NAD+) activity
Source: RefSeq, a predicted model, not a curated record